AUGCACGUUGACCAUCCUCCGGAACGUUUGGUACGUGGGCCAAUUUCCAAGGAUGGUAGACUGCCCGGGAGGACGGCCAAUGAUAUCAAGAAUUACUGGAACAGUAAACUGAGCAAGGAGAAUAUUUCUGGAGGGGCAGAGGUGAGAGCCCAUACGACUGUAAUUGAGAAGAAGAAGAUAUACAGGCCUAAACCAUGGAGAUUCAAAGAUUCUCGGUGGUUGACAGGGCUCUCUUCUUCUACCACUGUGGACAACACUUCUGGGUCAGGAGAUAUGCAGAGUCAAGCAUCUCCUCCUCGUCCUCCACCUCAGGACGAUUCCAUGCUGUGGUGGGAGAAUGCCUUGGCCGUGGAGAAUGAAAAGGCGGCAGAGAAAGGGAAGUCUUGCUCCUUCRAURCGUCUGGAGAAGAGUUUAUUAAAAGCUUUUGGCUUGAAGAAACGGAAUCAGUGAAAGAGGGUGGCGAGACUUCUAAGGGAGAAGGCAGGAGUACUGAUUGUUAUGGUCAUGGAUUGUCUUUCRACGUUAACAUUUGGGACAUUUUGGAACUAGAAAAGGAACUUAUCAUGUAA
Molecule: messenger RNA, 570 nt
Organism: Nelumbo nucifera (sacred lotus)
Lineage: Eukaryota; Viridiplantae; Streptophyta; Magnoliopsida; Proteales; Nelumbonaceae
Source: RefSeq, a predicted model, not a curated record